Molecule: messenger RNA, 2299 nt
Organism: Aphidius gifuensis
Lineage: Eukaryota; Metazoa; Arthropoda; Insecta; Hymenoptera; Braconidae
Product: dynein regulatory complex subunit 7-like
Exons: 9
Coding region: 1-2277 (758 amino acids)
Biological process (GO): flagellated sperm motility
Cellular component (GO): motile cilium
Source: RefSeq, a predicted model, not a curated record
AUGUGCACCAUCAACCUUUGCGCCACACGGUCACGCACACCCUGGUGCUCGUCAAGGGGAAACGGUCGACGUAGAAAGCCAUACCAAGCAAGCAACUUGAGAGGAUAUAUACUACAUAGGCCUGAAAAAUUAUGUUCACCAACAUGGUUAAUAAGAACCCAAAUUGGAAAUUCAUUUGAAAUAUCAACUCUAUUAUGCAGUAUUCUUCUUGGACAAUAUUACAAUGCAUUUGUUGUAAGUGGUUAUGCAUCACGUGAACAAACACUCAAUGACACAUCAAACCGGCCAUAUAUAUAUUUUAAAAAAUCAAAUGAAUCAUGGGAAAAUACAAAUGACGUUGAAAUAUCAUCAACUAAAUAUAAAUUCAAACCACCACCGGAUUUCCGAAGUAAAUUACUCACUGAAUCAACUGAAUUUGAGGUAAAAGAACUCAAUCGUCUUCAUGAUGAUGAUGAUAAUGAUGAUGAAAAGGAUUGUCUGAAUAUCGACAUGAAUCGACAAUCUGCGGAAUGUGAGGAAACAUUUCCGGAUGAAUACUCAGGUCAUCGUGUUCACGCGUGGAUUAUUAUUAUGCCAGACAAUAAAACAGAUGUUCCACGACAUCCGGAAAUAAAAAAAUCAUUUUUCAUUGAACCAUCAAGUGGACAAAAAUAUGACAUUGAUGAAGAAAUAAAUAAAUAUUAUCAUGGCAUUGAGAGUCUAUGGAAUCAUGAAAAUUACUGGCUAAAUUUACAAUCAUGCAAUGAUGGAUGUGAUAAAUUAAAUUUUGAUCUUUUUGAUAAUAAAAUGUGGGAACAUUUAUUACCUGGUGAACCAUCAUCAUAUCAUCAUAGAAAUUCCACAAUUAAUAAUGAAACUGAUGAUGAAGAUAAUGAUUCUAUGAAUAUUCUGCAAAGAAAACAUCUUGAUAUGCCAGUGUCAUAUGUUGAAGAAAUAAAAAUAAAUAGUCUAGAUUUUGAAAGAAGAUAUUUAAAUGGUAAAAAAAUUAUGUUUUUUAAAAAAACAAAAGUUGAAGUUUAUGCACCUUAUGUACAAAUGGAUGGAUUGAUUGAGAGUGUAACAAUUUAUAAUUAUGAUGAGUAUAAAUUUGCAUUAAAAAUUAUUGAAAAAUAUUCAAAUCGAGGUGAUGGUCUUGUUGGAUCAACGAAAUAUUUAGAUAGUCAAUUAGUUGUUGAUGAGUAUGAGCGAGGUCGUCCAGAUGCUUGCAAAGAGCAUCGUUAUUUAUUGAUGGGAACAAAUUCAAUUGAUGAAGAUAGAACACUGGAAUUUUAUCAUACUGUUAGAAAUGAUGGUCUUGAAAAAAUCGAAACAAAAAAAAAUUUCUUCAGCCAGUAUUAUGUUGGAAGACAGGAUUAUCUUUGUUACCGUAAUGUAGAAUUUGCAGUCGAUAAAAAACCGAUAGCCAAUGACAUUCACCAUCGAAAAAUUAUUAAAAUUACUGAAGAGUUUAAAAGAAAUCCUAAUUUAGCUGCAACAAAGGACAUUGCAAUCCGAGUGUUUGACAUGGUUGAUGAUGAGAUAAGAUUAAUUUAUCAUUAUGGAAAUGAAAACAUUUCAAGAGCAACACGUACAUUUGUCAAACCGUCAAUUGCUGAACGUGGUGAUCGUCUUGUUUUUGAUCCAAACAUGACACACGGAUACAAUCCAGAUUUUCUAGCUCAGCCAGAAAAACCACUAGUACUUUUUUAUAUGCUUGAAAAAUUGCUAGAUGAUGAAUUUAGAGUCAUCAACUGCGUGAGAAAUGUCGAAACAGAUGUUGAUGAAUUUUUAAAAUUACGACAACAAGAAUAUUUCAUGCCGAAAUUGCUGAUAUCAAUAUUUGAUACUAACAGAAAUGAUGAUACGAAAGCUGAGCUAUUUGCAAAGGAAGAGAUGGCUCGCGUUCAGGCACAACGACAAUUUGAAGAACAAAUUGAUUAUUUACAACCGUAUUUAUCAAAAAUUGGUAAUCCAAAAAGUCUUGGUAAAUAUCAACAGCUACAAAUACGUCAAGAGUGUCUCAAUGAUUUUAAACAAACGAUGGUUAAACGUGCAAAUGAUAUUUCACAAAAAAUAACAUUAUCUAAUCAAAAAUACAAAGAACUCCUAGAUUAUCGUUCUCAGGCCCAGGAAAUUUCAAAUGAAGACGAAGAAAAAUUGACAAAUGAAAUUGAUAAAAUUACGUUUGACAUACAUGCAUUGGAGAUGAGAUUAAAACGUCACUGUAAUUUAUCAAAUCAACGUUAUCUAAAAAUACAAAAAUCACUUGAUAAUGACAAACGUUUAUCAUCACUCUAAUAAAUAAUUAUCAUCAUCACAA